Molecule: messenger RNA, 6087 nt
Organism: Plasmodium relictum
Lineage: Eukaryota; Apicomplexa; Aconoidasida; Haemosporida; Plasmodiidae
Product: lysine decarboxylase, putative
Exons: 1
Coding region: 1-6087 (2028 amino acids)
Biological process (GO): L-arginine catabolic process
Cellular component (GO): cytoplasm; cytosol
Molecular function (GO): pyridoxal phosphate binding; arginine decarboxylase activity
Source: RefSeq, a predicted model, not a curated record
AUGACUUCUAGAAAUGAAACCAUAUUUUAUGGCGAUAACCGUUUAUUAUAUAUUAACAGUUUAUAUGAAAACAAUCCUGAUAAAAACAUAAAAAAUAUUAAUUCAUUAAGUGAUUAUAUAAGUAAUAAUGCAAUGAGUGAUGAAAUAGAGUCUUCAAAUAGCCACCCAGAUGUAUCAUCAAGUAAUCCAUUAUAUGUAGGAGGACAAAACAAAAAAGAGAAAAGAAAACUAGAAAAAAAUAAAUAUGAUAAAAUUGAGGAAUUAGAAAAAUAUAUAAACAUAAGCAAUGCAACAAAUGUUUCUUCAUUAAGAAUAAAAUUAUGGGAAGCUUUAUUACUAUAUAUAAAUAAUUUGAAUGUAGAAUUGGUUUAUUUUAUUAUUAAUUGCUUGGAAUCAAUAGAAGUAUAUUGGGGUCAAGAAGCAACGGAAAAUUUACAAGAAAUUAUAAAUUUAAUAAAUGACAAAAAAUAUAAAGAUGUCUCUAAUAAAAUUGGGGAUACCUUAUCAAGUUUAUCAGUAACAACUGGAAAAACAGCUGAAGAAAACCCUUUUUUUUAUACCUUAAUAGUUUCAGCAAAAAGAGAAGAUAAUAGUAAUAAUUAUAAUUCCGAUUUAGCAUGUGAAUUAAAUAAAAUAUUACAAUAUGAACAUAAUAGAUUAUCAAAUCAAAAUAAUAAUAAAAAAUUAGAAUAUAAAAUUAUUGAAGUAAGUAAUGCAAAAGAGGCAUUAUUAGCCUGCUUAAUAAAUUCACAAAUAUUGUCAGUGGUAUUAGUAGAUAAUUUAACUAUUGAUGAUAAAAGUGUAAAAGAAAAAGAACAUUUUAGUUUCAAUGAAGAUAAUUCGUUAAAUAACAACUGUGUAAAUAAUUCUUACUUGAAUUGUAGUGGAAUAAACAAUACAAACAAAAUAUCUAUGGCUCACAGUAUGCGUAAUAGCUCAGUACCAAAUAAUAAAGAUAUCAGAAACAUACAAAGUUAUAGAAAUAAUAGCAAUAAUAAUAUCAAUGAUAAUAAAAGAGUGAGUGGGUUUAUAAAAAAUGAUUAUAAGUUUGAUAUUAAAGAUUUUGUAUUAGGAUAUGAACAACUUGUGCGUGCACCUAUAGAAAAAAUGAAAAAGGGAUUUAAUAGUUUAGUAGUAUUGAUUAAAAGCAUAGCAUAUAUUAGAAGUUCAGUAGAUAUAUUUUGUGUUUGUACUUCUAUCACAUUAGAUAAAUUACAAUCUGUAAAUAAUAUGAUAAUACGAAUUUUUACCACACAUGAUGAUCAUAGCGAUUUGCAUGAAUCUAUAUUAGAUGGAGUAAAAAAGAAAAUAAAAACUCCUUUUUUUAAUGCUUUAAAAUCAUAUGCUGAAAGGCCAAUUGGUGUAUUUCAUGCAUUAGCUAUAAGUAAAGGAAAUAGCGUAAGAAGAAGUAGGUGGAUACAGUCACUUUUAGAUUUUUACGGAGUUAAUUUAUUUAAAGCUGAAUCAAGUGCUACUUGUGGAGGUUUAGAUUCUUUGCUAGAUCCUCAUGGUUCUUUAAAAGAAGCUCAAUUAAUGGCUGCACGAGCAUAUGGUAGUAAGUAUUGUUUUUUUGUUACUAAUGGAACAUCAAGUUCUAAUAAGAUAGUUAUGCAGGCUUUAGUAAGGCCAGGUGAUAUUAUAUUAGUUGAUAGAGCUUGCCAUAAAUCCCAUCAUUAUGGUUUUGUCUUGUGCCAAGCUCUCCCAUGCUAUUUAGAUCCUUAUCCUGUAUCGAGAUAUGGAAUUUAUGGUGCAGUUCCUAUAUACGUAAUUAAAAAAACACUAUUAGAAUACAGAAACAGCAAUAAAUUGCAUUUGGUAAAACUAUUAAUUUUAACAAAUUGUACCUUCGAUGGUAUAGUUUACAAUGUGAAGAGAGUUAUAGAAGAAUGCCUUUCAAUAAAACCUGAUUUAAUUUUUUUAUUUGAUGAAGCAUGGUUUGCUUAUGCAUGUUUUCAUCCUAUUUUAAAGUUUAGAACGGCUAUGACCGUUGCUGAUAAAAUGAGAAGUAAGGAACAGAAAAAAAUUUAUUAUAAGAUUCAUAAAAAAUUAUUAAAAAAAUUUGGAAAUGUUAAGAGUUUAAAUGAAGUUUCAGCAGAAAAAUUACUGAAAACAAGAUUAUAUCCAAACCCUUCUGAAUACAAAGUACGAGUUUAUGCUACUCAGUCAAUUCAUAAAUCAUUAACAUCAUUAAGACAAGGAAGUGUUAUAUUAAUAAGUGAUGAUAAUUUUGAAUCCCAUGCUUAUACUCCAUUCAAAGAAGCUUAUUAUACACAUAUGUCAACUUCUCCUAACUACCAAAUAUUAGCUACUUUAGAUGCAGGGAGAGCUCAAAUGGAAUUAGAAGGAUACGGAUUAGUGGAGAAACAAGCAGAAGCAGCAUUUUUAAUAAGAAAAGAAUUAAAUGAUGAUCCAAUGAUUUCUAGAUACUUUCGAACUUUAAACUCAGAAGAUUUAAUACCAGAUAGCUUAAGACAGUGUGCAGUUUCUUAUAUGAAAAAAAAAGAGAAAAAAAUGAAAGAUUAUUACUCUUCUGAUUCUAAAUGUAGUGGUAAUGUAACUUAUUCUUGUAAUUCUAACAGUCAAAUGAAAGGGUUAGAACUAUCUGAAAACAUGAAGUAUCCUAUACAAAAUAUGAACAUUUCUUAUGAAUAUACAAAUGCAAAUAAUGCUAAUAAUAAUAACAAUAAUAAUAAUAAUAAUAAUAAUAAUAAUAAUAAUAAUAAUAAUAAUAAUAAUAAUAUUAAUAAUAAUAAUAAUAAUAACACUUUUUUACAGAAUGAUUUUAUAAAUAAUAAUGCACAAGGAAAUAACAAUAUAGAAAUAAAUAAUGGUACUAGAUCCAACAAUUCUCCAUCUGUUAUUUUGAAUAAUAAAAACGAAAAAAGUCUAAUUGUACAUGAAAAUAAUUCUAAUAACGCUUAUGUUGAUAACUCUAACACAAAAAUAAAUAAUAGUUUAAGAAAAAGAAAGGAAAAAAAUUAUAAAGUCGUAAAUUCCUUAACAUAUGAUAGUAAUUUUAGUGGAAACACAGAUAACGACAAUUUAAGUUUCUUAGAAAACAAAAAUAAAAAUUAUAAUAAUUCUUCAUAUUCGGGUGGUAUGAAGAAUUUUCUCGAAUAUUUCGAAAGUUCUUGGUUGAGUGAAGAUGAAUUUGUUUUAGACCCAACAAGAAUAACUCUAUUUACUGGUUACUCAGGAAUAGACGGAGAUACAUUUAAAGUAAAAUGGUUAAUGGAUAAGUAUGGUAUUCAGAUAAACAAAACAUCAAUAAAUAGUGUUUUAUUUCAAACAAAUAUAGGUACAACAGGAUCUUCUUGUCUAUUUUUGAAAAGUUGUUUAUCAUUAAUUUCUCAAGAAUUAGAUCAAAAAAAAAGUUUAUUCAACGAAAGAGAUUUAAAUCAAUUUAAUGAAAGCGUGUAUAAUUUAGUAUCUAAUUAUAUUAAUUUAUCAGAAUUCAGUGAUUUUCAUCCACUAUUCAAAAAAAAAUAUUCAAAUCCAAAUAUAUUUAAUAGAGAAGGAGAUUUAAGAAAAGCUUUUUAUUUAGCUUAUGAAGAAGAUUAUGUAGAGUAUAUUUUAUUGAAUGAUCUAAGAGAAAGAAUAAGACAAAACGAAAUGAUUGUGUCUGCUAGUUUUAUUAUACCAUACCCCCCUGGAUUUCCUGUAUUAGUCCCAGGACAAAUUGUCAGUCAAGAAAUUGUUGAUUAUUUAUCGGGUUUAAGUGUUAAAGAAAUACAUGGCUAUGAUGAAAAUAUGGGAUUUAGAUGUUUCUAUAAUUUUAUUUUAGAUUAUUUUUAUAAUAUAGAUACAGCAGAUUCCUAUAAUUGUUAUCAAAAAAUUGAUAAAAAAACUUACAAUCAAUUAAAGUUCAUGAGUUUAAGUAAGAAAAAAUAUAUAGAAAACAUUUAUGAUUUGUAUAUAUAUGAUAAUGAAACUAAUAAAGUGAAAAAAUUAUAUUUAUGUAAUGGAAAUAUUUCUAAAGAAAAUCCUUCCAUAGGUGCUAAUUAUAAUUGUGAUAGUUAUCAAGAUGUAAAUAAUAACAUAAUAAAUGUGCAUGAAAAUUUAAAUAAUAAUAAUAUUGUGAAUAACAUAAAUGAAAAUAAUGGUAAUCAUUGUGUAAAUAAUAAUGUAUAUAAUCAUUUAAAUGAUAGCGAAGAAAAUAUUUAUCAGUUAAAUGAAAACACAGUUAAUAAUAAUGUUUUAAAUUUUAAUAAAGGCACUACUAUUUCACCAAAAAAGAUGUCUACAGAAUCAAUUAUACAAAAUGAAAAUAAUGAUAUAAUAUUAGAAGAAAAAAAAAAAAUAAAUAAAUUUUAUAGCAAUAUAAAUCAUAUUAAAAAUGAAGAAUAUAAUGCUUUUCUAAAUAGAAUAAAAGAAGAAAACGAAUUAAAAUGUCAGGAAAAUGAGGCAUAUGCAAAUAACAGUAACAACAAGCAUUUACCUAAUUUUAACAGAAUUCAUUCAGCAAACUACUACGAUAAAACCAAGUUUAAAAAUUUAGUUUAUAGUUCUGAUAACUAUAAAAAAAAUUAUAAGAAUUACAAACACAAUGACAAUAAUGUUAAUAAUAGAAAUAAUGUUAAUAAAAAUUAUUUUAAAGAGCAAAAGAGGGAUUUUAGUAAUAGUAUACCUCUGAUAAGAGAUUCUAAUAUUAACAUAAAUGCGUUGAAUAGUAAUGAUAAUUCUAUAACUGAUAUUAAAUUGAAUAAUGAAGAAAAAAGGAAUAUGACAAGCAAAAAUAACAAUAUAAUUUUUGAUAAUGGUAAUAACAAUAUUAAUGAUAUAAACAAUAAUUUUAAUGAUACAAAUAGCAACAUUAAUAAUAUGAAUAAUUUUAUUAAUGAUACAAAUAACAAUAUAAAUAAUAUAAACAAUAAUAUGAUUAAUAAUAUGAAUAAUUGUGUGAGUAAUAACAAUUUAAGCAGUAAUGAGAUUAAUAGUAUUUAUAAUAAUAUACAUACAUUUUCAGAUACUUCUCAUUUAAAGAAAACAAAUAAGUUUAAUAAAAGCGAUGACGGGAGAUAUAGUAAUAAAUUAACCGAUUUUAUUCCUAAAUUAAAACAGUCGAAUAUAAUUUUAUAUAAUAAAAUAAAAAAGAAUGCUUUACUAAUGCAAAAAAAAAAUGUAAAUAAUAUGAAUUAUUUUAAUGAUUAUCAUUUAAAGAAUAAUUACAUGAAUGAAAAAAAUAAUAAAGAUUAUGCAUAUUACUCAGAUUCUAGUAAAAAAAUAAAUGGAAAUAUACGUAUAAAGCAUAAUAACGGCUUUCAAGAAAAAAAUAAAUUUGUAAAAGAAAACUUACUUGAGUAUAAUAAUAAUAACAAUGCAUUUACAUUAAAUAAUUUUAAUAAAAUAGAAAAUAAUAAUGAGAUAGAUAAUAUAAUAUAUCCUGCUAAUUGUAUAUCAAAUAUAAAUAUAGAAAAAAAAGAUUUAUAUAAGAACAAUAAUAAUUAUAUUAAUAAUAAUAGCAAUAAUAUAAGUAUAAAUGAAAAAUUAGUCUAUAAUAUUAAUUAUUAUUCUGAUCAAAAUAUAAAUGAAAGUAUUGAAGAAAUAUGUAAAACAAGUGAGUUAAAUAUAAGAGAAUCAGAAAGAAAUAUUAUAAACAAUGAAAUGCUUGAUAAAAACAAUUUCUGUAAUAUAAAUAAUCAUAUGAAUAAUUUAAAUCCAUUAAAUAAUUACAAUUAUGCAAAUGAUCAAAUGAUCACUGAAAUGAACUAUAAUAAUGUUAAUGAAAAUAAUAGCAACAAUAAUAUAAAUAAUCAUAUGAAGAAUGAGUUAGCAUUUAAUGGGAAUAGUUUUCAUUAUCAAGAAAAUGAAAUUAAAAAAAAUUCUAUACUUAGAGAAAACGAUGUAGAUAAAAAUUCAAGGAAAUCAAAUACAUUAAAUAAUAAUAGCUAUAUAAAUAACCUUAUAACAAAUGUAGAUGAUGAUGCCUUUGUUCAUAAACAAGGAAAUUUUUUCUUAGAAUGUGCUUUAACCAAUUCAGAAAUUAACUGUAGCUCUUUUGAAAUGGAUGCAUCAUUAAAUAAUAUUUAUUCUAAUGGAGAAAGCAUAAAGCAACACAUUGAAUAUGAUAAUGAUAAGAAAAAUUAA